Chlorocebus sabaeus (green monkey) is the source of this 2773-nucleotide messenger RNA. It is a transcript of the gene CRHBP, whose product is annotated as corticotropin releasing hormone binding protein. Gene Ontology annotation, biological process: negative regulation of corticotropin-releasing hormone receptor activity; hormone-mediated signaling pathway; negative regulation of corticotropin secretion. Gene Ontology annotation, molecular function: corticotropin-releasing hormone binding. The record is from RefSeq and is a predicted model, not a curated record. Lineage: Eukaryota; Metazoa; Chordata; Mammalia; Primates; Cercopithecidae.
GAUAAUUACUGUUUGAGUAUUUUAAAAUGGAAAACACAGCCAUUCCUUCCUUUAUAACUCUGUAUUAUGGUCUAUUUGUAAUAAUUGUAAUAACAGUGCUUGGUGCAGAGCCUGGAAAGGGGUAGGAAAGCCAAUAGGGGAUCGUCCUCAUGUUUCCCACAAUUUUGGACACAAAGAAGAAAUUCUCUUCUCUCCUGAUAAGCAGAGAUAAGCUUAUACUUAUCUCUGGAUCCCUAAGUCAUCUUUUUAGCCCUGUAAAUUUGCUGGUGAGCAGUUACAAUAAAGCUUCCUGGCAGUUCUUUCUACCAGAGUGUUAAAGUAAUCCAGGUAUUUGAAUGCAUGAAAUGGAAUGACUUAAUCUCAUCUCCCAGUGGUUCAGAUGGAUGCAAAGGUCAUGGCUACAGCUACCUGGUCUAGGAGUGUGUACAUCAUGUAAACAUUCAGGUCAAGUGACAGAGCUCAGCUAAAAUCCAGAAGUCCACUGACACCAGAGUUAGUUUUCCAUGAAAGAAAUGCCUGUGAGAAACUGGACCAGGAUAAAGCAAAGAGUAAGGGGCAGGAAGAAAGCUUAUAAUUGCAUUACUGCAAUAUUCUGCAAAAUCAGACUUUUGCUUCUGUUCUACCUCUCUUUAAACCUGAAAAUGCCUCAAGUUUCUUACUGAGAGGCAUGAGUAAUCGCAUGAAUACUAAAUUCUUUGACGAUUUCUAGCAUGGUUUCAUCCAAGGUUAUGUGAUGAGGCUGCAAAAUAUAGGCUGUAUGUGUUUGGGUAUUUUAUGCAUGUAUGUAACUUUGUCACUUUGAUUUGCAAAAUGGAAAAUUCCCUGAAUGCCCACAGAAAAGUAUAAUGUAGCAUUUGGCAGGUCAACAAAAUGCCCUCCCUUAUUCUUUGUCUCCACCUCAUUCUCCAACACUUUAGUGCACUAAGUUGUAGUGACUGAAAUCAUUCUUGGUGAAUAAUGCUGGGCCACGCUGAAAAUUUGUGGCUGAGAGCUGGACCCUCGUCAUCGCCACGUACUUUGUCAAUGAGACAGGGUAACCCAUGGUUACUGAGCUCUGAUCAGCUAAGGGGCAGAGAGCCUCCGCUCCCCACUGCUCUAUAAAAGAGACCCAGCUAAGGGACCCUACCAGCUUCUAGCUCUCAGUCUGCGCGAGGGUGUGGGAAGGAAAGCCCAGGACCUCCGGAGCAGAGCACAGCAGCUGCAGAGGCAAGGCCAGCAUGUCGCCCAACUUCAAACUUCAGUGUCACUUCAUUCUCAUCUUCCUGACGGCUCUAAGAGGGGAAAGCCGGUACCUAGAGCUGCGGGAAGCGGCGGACUACGAUCCUUUCCUGCUCUUCAGCGCCAACCUGAAGCGGGAGCUGGCUGGGGAGCAGCCGUACCGCCGCGCUCUGCGGUGCCUGGACAUGCUGAGCCUCCAGGGCCAGUUCACCUUCACCGCCGACCGGCCGCAGCUGCACUGCGCCGCCUUCUUCAUCGGCGAGCCCGAGGAGUUCAUCACCAUCCACUACGACCAGGUCUCCAUCGACUGUCAGGGCGGCGACUUCCUGAAGGUAUUUGAUGGUUGGAUUCUCAAGGGGGAGAAGUUCCCCAGUUCCCAGGAUCAUCCUCUCCCCACAGCUGAGCGGUACAUAGAUUUCUGUGAGACUGGUCUUAGCAGGAGGAGCAUCAGAUCUUCCCAGAAUGUGGCCAUGAUCUUCUUCCGAGUCCGUGAACCAGGAAAUGGAUUCACAUUAACCAUAAAGACAGACCCCAACCUCUUUCCCUGCAAUGUCAUUUCUCAGACUCCAAAUGGAAAGUUUACCCUGGUCGUUCCACACCAGCAUCGAAACUGCAGCUUCUCCAUAAUUUAUCCUGUGGUGAUCAAAAUAUCUGAUCUCACCCUGGGACACGUAAAUGGUCUUCAGUUAAAGAAAUCCUCAGCAGGUUGUGAGGGAAUAGGAGACUUUGUGGAGCUGCUGGGAGGAACUGGAUUGGACCCUUCCAAGAUGAUACCUUUAGCUGAUCUCUGCUACCCCUUUCAUGGCCCGGCCCAAAUGAAAGUUGGCUGUGACAACACUGUGGUGCGCAUGGUCUCCAGUGGAAAACACAUAAAUCGUGUGACUUUUGAGUAUCGUCAGCUGGAACCAUACGAGCUGGAAAACCCAAAUGGAAACAGUAUCGGGCAAUUCUGUUUGUCUGAUCUUUGAAUAACCAACCCAAUGAUUUACAUGCUGAUAGCUAAGUGAGUUUUUAAUGGCCAUUGUGUAUGAUUUUGAUGCACAACUAGUUAAAAGCCUUUCAUACCAGUCUGUAUUCCCAGCCUUGAGCGCGUGCGCGUGCACACACACACACAUAUGCAUUAAUUUUUGUACUUUGCUUCUUUUAUGUUUGUAAUCUGUAAAUGAACACAUGGCAGAAAAUAAGCACCUGAUUAGUAGGAUCAUUGUUCUAAAUGGAAAUGUUUGUAAUUCUUUGAUGUGCUACGAACCUGAAACUGGUAAGACAAGCACAAAGCAACGUGCAAUAAAAAUAUUGUAUCUCAAGGGAAAAUACUCAAAAGAAAGAAAAGCGGCAGCACUUUUAUUAGUUUUAUAACAGGAAAAAGUCUUGUAUGUAGCAAAGUAGUUGCAUCUGUUUAUUUUCUAUUUAUUAUUCUGUUACAAUAGAUAAUAGUUAUAGCAGUUAUUUAUUGAUUUGUAGCAACUUGUUUUUAACAAAACUUUGUAGCAUGGAAAAAAUUUUCCAUCCACAAAUACAAACAUGAAUAAAUGUAUUCAGAAUGUUGGCACCUUGA